Molecule: messenger RNA, 5481 nt
Organism: Oncorhynchus gorbuscha (pink salmon)
Lineage: Eukaryota; Metazoa; Chordata; Actinopteri; Salmoniformes; Salmonidae
Gene: c5
Product: complement component 5
Exons: 40
Coding region: 95-5173 (1692 amino acids)
Cellular component (GO): extracellular region
Molecular function (GO): protein binding; endopeptidase inhibitor activity
Source: RefSeq, a predicted model, not a curated record
CUGAAAACAAGCAUACUGCACAAACUCCUUAGUGGGCUGGAUAAAAACAUCAGCGGUUGGAUUUGCAGUCAGUCAGUCUCAUCGGCAGUGGAAGAUGAAACUCUUACUGCUUCUUUGUGUUUUUCAUCGCUGCUGUUUGGCAGGUGCUCAGGAAAAGACGUACCUGAUCACUGCUCCUAAACUCCUCCGACUGGAUGCGUCUGAGAAAGUGGUGAUUCAGCUGUUUGGCUAUACCCAAGAAGCCAAUGUCCAUGUUUACUUGAAAAGCUCUAUGGACGCAUCCCAUAUAAAAUAUGCUGAUCAGUUUGUGACCCUCAACACCCAGAAUGGCUUCCUGGAGGCUGCCACAUUGAGGAUUUUCCCUAGUACGUUCCUUAAGGAUGCCACUCAUGCAUACCUUGAAGUUAUAGUUCCAGAACAGUUUGCGCAGCACGUGAAGAUACCAGUCUCUCGUAAAAAUGGCUUCCUCUUCAUUCAGACUGACAAAGGCAUUUAUACCCCAGAACAAUCAGUGAAAGUGCGAGCAUUCUCUCUCAAUGAAGAUCUGCAGCCAGCCCUUCGACCUGUGACUCUAACUUUCAGGGACCCAGAGUUACAGAAGGUGGAAAUUGUAGACAUGACAGAUGUCAAUGGAAUCCCAUCAAUGCAAAAUCCUUUCAAAAUCCCUCUAAAACCUAAGUUAGGUAUCUGGAUAAUUGAAGCUUCUUACACAGAUGAGUUCACCACAAAAAACAAAGCUGAAUUUGAAGUCAAAGAAUACGUAUUACCCAGUCUAUCCAUCCACAUGCAGCCACAGGCUAACUACAUCAGUUUCGGUACUUUUGAAGCUUUUAAGAUCAAGAUAUCCGCCAGGUAUAUUCAUGGUGCUCCAGUUGCAAAUGCAGAUGUAUUCCUACGGUUUGGAUACAUUGGGAAAACAACUGUCAUCCUACACAAAUCAGUGAGAAGAGAGCAAAUGACAGAAAGUGGUGACGUGGAGGUGUGCAUAAACAUGAAGAAAGCUCUAUCACUUGAAGAUGGACCCAAAGAACUGGAAGGGAUGGUGGAAAAGUUCCUGUAUUUGGCUGUGAUGGUACAAGAGCCAACUGGUGGUAUCUCCCAGGAAGCUGAGAUGGCCAAUGUGAAGUUCCUAAAGUCCCCGUACAGACUGAGUCUUGUCGCUACUCCUCCUUUCAUCAAACCAGGACUGCCAUACGCUAUCAGGGUGUCAGUCAAGGACCACUUGGGGGAACCUGUGGCAUUGGUACCAGUGAAGUUGGUGAAUUCCUUCAUCAAAAACAAACUUGGUGUAGACGAAAAACUUCAGUGUCCUACACUGACAGUGGAUAACAGUAAGAGGACCAAGGACGAUGGGAUUGCUCUUUUUAUUUGCAACCUUCAUUCUGAAGCUGAGAGUGCAAGAUUUAUUUUCAAGACUGCUGAUGAAAGGUUACCCUUCGGUAGUCAAGCGGAAUAUACACUUGAAGCCAAGGCAUACUCGUCCCCCAACGAACGCUACUUGUACAUUGAUUUGCCGUCCGAUUACUCCGGCCUUCAAGUUGGACAACAUGUCAGCAUUCAAAUCUACUUCCAUGCUCGCAGCUACCUCCGAAUUGAGACUUUCAGCUACCAGAUCAUCUCGAGGGGUAAGAUAGUGAAGUUUGCUUCUGAAAAGCGUCUCCAAGGUACAGGUUCCCAAGCCAUUAGUUUCACAGUGACCUCAGACAUGGUGCCAUCAAUACGCCUGCUAGUCUACUACAUACUGUAUGGGGAGAAGACACCUGAGCUGGUUGCCGACUCAGUGUGGAUAGAUGUCAAGGACAAAUGUGUCAAUGCACUUAAGACAGAGCUCUCAUUUCGUAAGAAGGACUACAAGCCUAAGGAUGAACUGAUAUUUGAAGUGAAAACUGGGCAGGAUUCCCUGGUGGCCUUAUCUGCUAUUGACACUGCUGUCUACUCACUUAGAGCCCCACUCCAGGACCCAGUGACAAGAGUGCUCCGACACAUUGAGCAAAGUGACCAAGGGUGUGGAGGAGGAGGUGGCAAAGAUAAUGCUGAUGUCUUCCGUCUCACCGGACUCACUUUUAUAACCAAUGCAAAUGCUCAGGCUUCCCAAUCUGAAGAUGACACAUGCACUGCUUCUGUGAGACCAAAGCGUGCCCUCUCUUAUGACCAACAGAAAGAGAAAGCCAAACAAUAUGGCAGGGACUUUUUCUGCUGCUGGCAGGGAUUGCAUCAAAUCCCAACCCUGGAUACCUGUGCUCACCGUGCCAAUAGACUUAAGGUUAAACUACCCAGUGAUGUGAAGAAGUGUCGUGCGGUGUUCACUGAGUGCUGUGAAUACAGCCUACAGCUUCUCCAAACCAGUAGUGAUCAUGUCUUGGCACGUGUUGAGAUGGCUAUUCUCUUUGACCUGAUGCCCACUCAGAUACGCAGCUACUUCCCAGAGAGCUGGCUAUGGGAAGUACAACCAGUCAGGUCAGGGCAGAUUACCUUGAACAGAAAUCUCCCAGACUCUCUGACCACUUGGGAGAUAAAAGCUGUUGGCGUGUUCAAGAAGGAGGGGAGCUCAGGGAUCUGUGUGGCGGACCCCAUCAAGGUCUCAGUUACUCAGGCAGUGAGUGUAGAUGUGCCCCUGCCCUAUUCCAUGGUGCGUGGAGAGCAGAUCGAGCUGCGAGGCUCCGUCUAUAACCAGGCAGAAUACAAUAUUAAGUAUUGUGUAACUCUGACCGCUGGGGCAGGGGUGUGCCUGUUCCAAGGAAAACCAACGAAAGAUGACGGCAUAAAGACUACCAACUGUGACAAGACCACUCUGUUGGAAAGCGGCUCAGUUGGUCUUGUCACCUUCACUCUCAUGGCCUUGGAAGUGGGGAGUCACACUCUCACAUUCACCUUACGCACUGACAAGCCAAGGUUCAACGACCAAAUUGUGAAGACGAUCCGUGUAGUGCCUGAAGGCAUCAGGACUGAGGAACUCAGCGGAGGAAAACUGGACCCACAGGGUCUUUAUGGCACCGCCAGCAGGAAGAUAGAACUCAGUAAUACCAUUCCUUCACAACUGGUGCCUAAGACCUCUGUGGAACGUCUCCUUACUAUUAAUGGUGAGAUUUUGGGAGAGGUGCUGGCUAUCUUGAACAACCCUGAUGGCCUGCGCCAGCUUGUCAACCUACCCAGUGGCUCCGCUGAGGGCGAGAUCAUGAGAGUUCUCCCCAUCUACUUUGUCUAUCACUACCUGGAGACCACGGGCCGUUGGGACAUCAUGGGCCUAGAGGAACACAACAGUCCCCUGGAGCUUAAGAGGAAGAUCAGAGAGGGCAUCACAAGCAUCCUAUCUUUUAAGAGGCCUCGUGAAUUUAGUUACAGCAUGUGGAAAGACAAGGAGGCUAGUACAUGGUUAACAGCUCUUGUGGUGAAGACUUUGGGACAGGUGGACAAAUACGUCAAAGUAGACAGUGACAUGUUGCUUAACUCCCUCUUCUGGCUGAUCUACAAGGCUCAAAAUGAUGAUGGUUCCUUCCGUGAAUUCUCCUUCUGUCCUAGAGUACAGGGUGCAAGUGUAGAUUCCGUGGAUCAAUCAGUAUUCUUUACAUCCUUCGUCAUGAUUGGGAUCAAGACUGCCAUGGCGGUGGAAAAUUGUGGCUUGCUGGAGAUUAGUUUGGCUCUGAAACGUGCUGCUGGCUACAUCUCUGAUCAUGCUCCCCGGGUGAAAAGCCUGUAUGCGAAAGCUGUGGCUGCCUAUGCUCUCACACUGAACGACAGGGACAGCAUGCAAUCCGUGAUCCUGUAUGAUGGCCUUGAGAAGCAAGCCAGGGAAAAAGGAAACCCAGUUGAAUAUCGUUACUGGCAUGAGAUAGAUGCCCGUCUGAACCCGCUAAAGCCUGACAAGGCAUCGGCCCAGGCCGUGGAGACCACCUCCUACGUCCUACUCACAGGCUUGAUCAAAGCCAAACACAACUACGCCCUGCCCAUCAUCAACUGGCUGACCCAGGACCAGCGCUAUGGAGGGGGCUUUCACUCAACUCAGGACACUAUUCUCACCCUAGAGGCUCUGACUGAGUACAGCAGAGUGGUCAAAUAUACCAAGCUGGAUCUGGUGAUUGAGGCGUCCUACAUAAAGACGAGGGAACAACUGGGGAAAAUUGUGCUCACCCAGAAGAAACCUGUCGGUAAACCAAUAGAGGUGACUGAGGAUAAAGAUGUCAGAGUGUCCACAGGCUUUGGUACAGGAGUCUCCAUUGUCCAGAUGAAAACCGUUUAUUAUAAAACAACAGAGACCAACAAAAACUGCAAAUUUGACAUUUCCAUUGAAGUGCAUCAUCCUAACAAAAAGUCCAAAGAUACUAUGCUGCAUUCGUCUCGAAUUGUCGCAUGUGCAAAAUACAAUCCCCCUCCAAACGAGGUAUUCACUGACUCCAGCCACACAGUCAUGGAAAUCCAACUACCCACUGGGGUGCAACCCUUUCAAGAAGAUCUGAAUAUGUUUCGGGAUGGACUGGAAUCUGUGAUAUCUGACUACAAGAUCACAGGAGACAAGGUUGUGCUUCAGCUGGACUCGGUCCCCUUUGACCAAUUCGUCUGUGUGGGAUUCCGUAUAAAAGAACUCUUUCGAGUUGGCAUGGUCAGUGCUUCCUUGUUUAAAAUCUACGAGUACAAUGAUCAAGAGAGCCAAUGUUCCAAGCUCUACUCCCCUCCUAUAGAAACCAAGCUACUGCGGCUUUGUGUAGGGGAACAGUGCCACUGCAUGGCAGCGGAAUGCUGCAACUUCAAAUCAGAGAUGGAUCCCAGCAUCACUGCUGAGAAAAGAAGACAAACUACCUGCCGUGACAAUAUAAAAUAUGCUUUCAAGGUAAAAAUCAAAUCCAUUGCGGAAGAAGGUGAUUUUAGUACUUAUGUGGCAAAUGUGGAGGAUCCCUUCAAACGGGGGUUGGACAAUGUCAAUAUCAACACAGAGGUGGAAUUUGUCAAAAAGGCCAGUUGCAGUUCUGUGGAUAUGAAGAUUGGUGGGCAGUACCUGAUCAUGGGUGCAGACAGCAUGCAGAUACGAGUUGGCAGAAGUUAUAAGUAUAGAUACCCUUUGGAUUCCCAGGCUACAGUUGAGAUGUGGCCAACUGCAUGUGAGGGAAGUCCCGCCUGCACUAAAUAUGUAGACAUUCUGAAUGAUUAUGCAGAACGUGUUCUAUUUGAAGGCUGUUAAAGGGGCACUUCACCCUUUUUCAACACCAAAUUCAUAAUCUCCAGCACCAAGACAAAAAACGGCAGGUUUAAGUCAGGAGACACUGACAUCAUCUGGUGUGCAUCACAUGACAACUAUGAGCAGGCAAAGGUUGCUUUAGACACAUUUAGGCAUUUUUUGUUUAUAGCAGCUAAAUAUAAAAGGAAACAGCAAGAUACUAACUCCGAAAGACACAACAUAAUUUUAUGAUAUGGUGUUUUUAGGAUUAUUAGGAAUACAUAACCGUGCCAUAGGUCUCAAAUUUUGUACAAAUAAACAGAUGAUAUGGA